Racocetra persica is the source of this 309-nucleotide messenger RNA. NCBI's taxonomy places the organism in Eukaryota, Fungi, Glomeromycota, Glomeromycetes, Diversisporales, Gigasporaceae. The record is from the annotation of a GenBank genome assembly.
AAACUUGGGCUUCAAACCGGUCAAAAAUAACUAUUCUCAGUAUGUUGGAAGAACUGGACAAAACAAUUACUACAACUAUUCUUAGUAUGUUGGAAGAACCGGACAAAACAAUUACUACAACUAUUCUCAGUAUGUUGAAAGAACUGGACAAAACAAUUACUACAACUAUUCUCGGUAUAUUGGAAGAACCGGACAAAACAAUUAUUACAACUAUCCUCGGUAUGUUGGAAGAACCAGACAAAACAAUUACUACAACUAUCCUUAGUACGUUGAAAGAACCAGACAAAACAAUUACUACAACUAUCCUUG